Molecule: messenger RNA, 387 nt
Organism: Aureobasidium subglaciale EXF-2481
Lineage: Eukaryota; Fungi; Ascomycota; Dothideomycetes; Dothideales; Saccotheciaceae
Exons: 1
Coding region: 1-387 (128 amino acids)
Source: RefSeq, a predicted model, not a curated record
AUGGCAAACUUUGCAAUUCCUCGCAUGUGGCUCAGUGUCACGACUCCUGCUCCUGUGCUUGCCGUACGUCAAGUCGUCGUCCCUAGGGAUGCUUGGCUGGGAAGUAACUGCCCUUUUGCCCCUGACAAAAUAAAGUGGAAGAGUCGUGAUCUGAUCAUUAGCGACGAGUACCUUGCAAAGCCAGAGAAGACCAGUGGCGACUGGCUCGACGACCUUGAGUCUCAGAUCAGCGAUGAGUUCCGCGACCACGAGAGCGAGGACGGCAAGGCGGAUGACUCCGAAGACGAAAGCAUUGAUGCCACCACGUCCGAAUCGACCGUUGUCAAGGACACCUACAACCAAGGAACCGCCUUCAUCGUAAAGAAGAAAUCUACCGAGCGACGCUGA